Messenger RNA from Coffea arabica (coffee), 1037 nucleotides. RefSeq lists its product as uncharacterized. The record is from RefSeq and is a predicted model, not a curated record. NCBI's taxonomy places the organism in Eukaryota, Viridiplantae, Streptophyta, Magnoliopsida, Gentianales, Rubiaceae.
GGGAAAAACAAAAAGAAAAAGAGUUGACGGACUGUUUCAUGAAGUGUUGGUCCGUUACCGCCCAAAUGAAUCCUCCAAAUGAAAAGCUAAGCCGCGCUCCCUCCAAAAUAAUUGCCCAUAUUCAUUAAUGCAAAAUUCUACAAAACAGAGCAAGAAAGAAAAGCAAAGGCAAAAUAACAUUGUAGAAUUGGAAAUUGCCAGGUAGUAUACAAAGGAUAGCAAGAAGUAGUAGAAAUAGAGUGGCUGCAAAGGAAAAUCACGGUGAGAAGAAGCAAUAAGUAGUGGCAGAAGGAGAGAGUUUAGGAUUGGUACUCAAAUAUCAAAAGGCUUGAGAAGGUGAACGGGAAUUAUGGAGUACAAGGUUGGGAGAUCCGGAGAAGAGAUAAAGCAGAAGAAACACAGGCUGAGCUAAACGAGCUGUAUAACAUUGCUGUUAAUAACCAAUGAAGGAUAUUAAAGAUUACAGAAAUGCUAUGUUCUCAUCCGAGAGCAAAAGCUUCCACUUCUGGACCUGAAGCAUUGGACAAAGGAAAAAAAUCUAUACAGGAGGACUAUACAAUGCACACGAGUCCUGAUACCGAAGAAGAGCUAGAAUUUCAAUCUGCUGAAAAAGGAGGCAACGAUGAAGAUGAUGAUGCUGAUGAAAUUGAUGCGGAAGGGUCUGAAGAAGAUAAGCAUAAUGCAGCGCAGUAUGAAGAAAACGAUGCAAUUACGAGGACAAAUAUUGAAGUCAGAGAACUCCCAGAGCUAAAUGAAGAUGUAAUGGACAUGGAGAAUCCAAUUUAUACCUCAUCAGUCGUGCCUAAUAACAUCAGUCAGGGAUUGCAACAAAGGACCACUAUGACAACAACUGAGCAAGGAAGCAACAGUGUGUUUGAAGAGUGUUACAAAAUAGUUAUUGAAAAGUUACAAUAUGUUUGAAGAGUAUUACAAAAUAGUUAUUGUAGUGUUACAGUGUUUAAAAAUUAAUACAGAACUGUUAUUGUUACUGUUAGUUACAGUGUAUUUGAAGAAUGUUACAAAAUAGUUAUUUGUAA